GGGCAUGGUCACACCGGCAAUUUUGCGAAAUUAAAAAUAUUACAUUUGUUGUGUUGUUAAAUAAAAACUAGCCAAAAUGCAGCGCGACGAAAAGUUAUUCGAGAUGACGCUGGAAACGGUCCUGCAGCGCCUGAACGAUCUGAAGCUGGCGGUGCUCUCCAUGAUCCAGAAACUAGAGCUGGAGUACGAGACCAUCAACUGGCCAACGUUCCUGGACAACUUUGCCAUAAUCUCGAGCCACCUCACCGGGUUGACCAAGAUUCUGGCCAAGGAGCAGUGCCCGCCGCUUAGGAACCGAACUGUACUUCCCCUGCUGGUCUCCAUGGACCGGGAUGAGACCCUGAUCAGCAUCACGGAGGGCCGUGUGCCGGUCUUCUCGCACGACAUCGUUCCAGACUAUCUGAGAACUAGGCCAGAUCCGAUUACGGAGCAGAAGAUGCAGCAGAACGAACAGAAGGCGGCCAACCUCACAAACGACGCCGCCAUGAAGCAGGUCACCCAGUACAACAAGGUCGUCUCCCACGUCCUGGACAUGGUCAGCAAGGCGCGCGAGGAGUGGGAGAUCGAGAGCUCCUCGCGCACCGGCAUCCAGCAGACAAGCAGCAUGGCUGACACACAGCUGCUGGUGGCCGCCGUUGGCAUGGGCAAGGGCCUCAAGCUGACCAACUAUGGACCCGGGCCGGGCAUGAUGGUACCACCCUCCAUCCGAGCACCCUCGCCCAUGGGCGGACCUGCCAUGAGUCCUGGCAACGUGCAGCAGCAGCUGGGAAAGGCGCCCUCGGCUGUCAAGACCAACAUCAAGUCCGCCAACCAAGUUCAUCCGUUCUCUCGUUAGAAAAAAACCAUAGUUUAUUGGCUAUUAUCGCUUCCUGCUGUGCGGAAUGUGUCGUCGUAAUAAGUUACAUGUCCCUAAACCUAAGACUAUGAUUAAGCAAACAUAAACGUGAACAAAUUCAA
Drosophila subpulchrella is the source of this 957-nucleotide messenger RNA. RefSeq names its product mediator of RNA polymerase II transcription subunit 8 (gene MED8). Gene Ontology annotation, molecular function: RNA polymerase II cis-regulatory region sequence-specific DNA binding; transcription coregulator activity. The record is from RefSeq and is a predicted model, not a curated record. Gene Ontology annotation, biological process: regulation of transcription by RNA polymerase II. Gene Ontology annotation, cellular component: mediator complex; core mediator complex. The transcript has a single exon. The coding region runs from base 77 to 835 and encodes 252 amino acids. NCBI's taxonomy places the organism in Eukaryota, Metazoa, Arthropoda, Insecta, Diptera, Drosophilidae.